Messenger RNA from Drosophila rhopaloa, 2450 nucleotides. Its product is annotated as mucin-2. Bases 70 to 2316 code for a protein of 748 amino acids. Gene Ontology annotation, cellular component: extracellular region. NCBI's taxonomy places the organism in Eukaryota, Metazoa, Arthropoda, Insecta, Diptera, Drosophilidae. The record is from RefSeq and is a predicted model, not a curated record. The transcript is spliced from 2 exons. Gene Ontology annotation, molecular function: chitin binding.
UGCAAGUCUUAUUAUUGUGCAAGCAUAAGAAGUACCAAGGAGCCUCACAAAGGAAUAGCUGACAUUAGAAUGAAUUUUUUAAUAGUACUUACCUGCGCUGCACUUUUGGUGGCCAGCACCAAUGCCGCCAGUGUACAGCCAGGCGUUAAAGCGAUCAACAAUCAACUCUAUCGGCGAUACGUGUGUGCUCAUAAGUCUGAUGGAUUCCGCGCUUUGGUUCCCGGCAGUUGCUCCCAGUACUACGAGUGUCAGUCAGGAGUGGCCCUGGUAAACACCUGCUCACGCUUCUUCGACGCGAAGGCUCAGGGAUGUGUCAACUACAACACGGGCUGCAUUGAGGCUCAGCCUGCUUCAGCCGGCCAGAAACCUGUAGGCUCUGUUGUAGUGCCUUGUGCAGAGGAUACAACGACAUGCGCGCCAACAGCAGCUCCCACAACCCCCUGUGCAACUGAGCCAACUCCCUCCACCACUACUCCCUGUGGCCCAGUGACCACUACACCCUGUGCCCCGGAGACCACUACACCCUGUGCCCCCGAGACCACUACACCCUGUGUCCCAGUGACAACUACACCCUGCGCACCGGAGACCACGACACCCUGUGCCCCGGAGACCACGACACCCUGUGCCCCGGAGACCACUACACCCAGUGUCCCAGUGACAACUACGCCCUGCGCUCCGGAGACCACGACACCCUGUGCCCCGGAAACCACUACACCUACUGUCCCAGUGACAACUACACCCUGUGCCCCGGAGACCACUACACCCAGUGUCCCAGUGACAACUACACCCUGCGCACCGGAGACCACGACACCCUGUGCCCCGGAGACCACGACACCCUGUGCCCCGGAGACCACUACACCCAGUGUCCCAGUGACAACUACACCCUGUGCCCCGGAGACCACUACACCCAGUGUCCCAGUGACAACUACACCCUGCGCCCCGGAGACCACGACACCCAGUGUCCCAGUGACAACUACACCCUGUGCCCCGGAGACCACUACACCCAGUGUCCCAGUGACAACUACACCCUGUGCCCCAGAGACCACUACACCUAGUGUCCCAGUGACAACUACACCCUGUGCCCCGGAGACCACUACACCCAGUGUCCCAGUGACAACUACACCCUGUGCUCCGGAGACCACUACACCCAGUGUCCCAGUGACAACUACACCCUGUGUCCCAGAGACCACUACACCCAGUGUCCCAGUGACCACUACACCCUGUGCCCCGGAGACCACUACACCCAGUGUCCCAGUGACAACUACACCCUGUGCCCCAGAGACCACUACACCCAGUGUCCCAGUGACAACUACACCCUGUGCCCCGGAGACCACUACAACCAGUGUCCCAGUGACGACUACACCCUGUACCCCGGAGACCACUACACCCAGUGUCCCAGUGACAACUACACCUUGUGCCCCAGAGACCACUACACCCAGUGUCCCAGUGACAACUACACCCUGUGCCCCGGAGACCACUACACCCAGUGUCCCAGUGACCACUACACCCUGUGCCCCGGAGACCACUACACCCAGUGUCCCAGUGACAACUACACCCUGCGCCCCGGAGACCACAACACCUUGUGCCACAAAGUCUACAACUAUAACGACACCCUGUGUAACUGAGCCAACUCCUUCCACCACUACACCCUCUGCCCCAGUGACCACUACACCCUGCGCCCCGGAGACAACGACACCCUGUGCCCCGGAGACCACUACACCCUGUGCCCCGGAGACCACUACACCCAGUGUCCCAGUGACAACUACACCCUGCGCCCCGGAGACCACUACACCUUGUGCAACAAAGUCUACAACUAUAACGACACCCUGUAUAACUGAGCCAACUCCUUCCACCACUACACCCUGUGCCCCAGUGACCACUACACCCUGUGCCCCAGUGACUACUACACCCUGUGCCCCGGAGACGACCACACCCUGUAAACCAGAUACCACAACACCAUGUGUGCCAGAAAGCACAACUGCCUGCAGCGGAACCCCCGAUGCCUCAAAGGCUAAGCCCGCUUCUGUGAAAGUGCGACCAGCAAGACCGGGUCGACCUGCCACACGCCCUGUAUUGAAAACUGAGCAGUUGUCGGCUCUUGAAACCCAUCAGCAAAGUAUUUCUACCUACACAAAGUUUGUCUGCCGCAAUAAGCCCGACGGCUUCAUGCUGGCUUCCCUGAAGAGCUGUUCCGACUACUACAUUUGCCGUUAUGGAAAACCUUUAUUGGUUAGCUGCGGCGACAAAUACUUCAACGGCCUCAAGGGAAUGUGCGAUCUGCCAGAGAAUACGCGAUGCGUGCAGCCCCAAGCAUAAGGACUCAUAAUUCAAAAAAUCAUCUCCGAUAAAAGCACUUCCUGACCGAACCUUGAUAUUUGUGCCGGGUUGAUCCUUGUUUUUUUAUGUUUAAUAAAUUCCAAAUAAAUGCAAAUGCUAAUAAAAGCUAAAAA